Molecule: messenger RNA, 926 nt
Organism: Pantherophis guttatus
Lineage: Eukaryota; Metazoa; Chordata; Lepidosauria; Squamata; Colubridae
Source: RefSeq, a predicted model, not a curated record
CCCAAACCCGGGAGGAAUCGGGCCUUCCUUCUUCCCUGUCUGGGAUUUACCGUGGGACUCUUCCAGGGGUCCCACUCCAGCGGCCCUAGUCCGGCGGGUGGGCCGGCUUCCUCGCCUCCCCCUCGCCCUGUGAGUUGAUGCGGCCUCACAAUGCCUCCCCCCCCCACCCCGUCGCGCUCCAGCCUCACUAGAUAGCGGGCAUGGGCAAUCAUGUCCUGGCAGCCGAGCCUGUGCCAGGAGGUGGGCGACGUGGUGGCUCGGCUCUUGGGCGGCGCGGUGCUGCUCUGCGUGGUCAGCAACGCCAUCUUUCUGGUGAGGAAGGGGCCCCUCCCGCUCGCCUUCCUGCCUUCGCCCGCAAGAGAGAGGGGCCCCAGGAGCCUCCUCCCAACGGGGAAGGCCGCCCCCGUCUCCGCGCGCGGGCGGGCGGGCGGACAGACCCCGACUCGCCGCUCGCUCUCUUUCCAGUUCUACCUGCCCUCCAGGCGCAGUCGGGGUUCGGACGGCCGGUGCCAGGCGCAAAGGAGCGAGAGUCGCCAGUGCGCCGAUAGCCGAGAAGGCGGUCAGGCCGGCCAGCGGGCCUCGCCUGCGGAGCAGCGGAGCGAGGCCCCCUCGACGGACCGCAGGCGAUCGACGGCGGGUCAGAGAAGCGACAGCGGCCCCAACGGCUGGUUAGGCCCCGCGGCCGCCCGGCUGGAGCAGAGAAGGAAGCCGAUGGUUCUCUUCGUCCCCGAACAGCAGCUUCCCGGUCGCGCUUCCCAGGCAGGGGGCAGCCUCUGGCCUCCCGCCCCCGAUAAGCCGGCCCAAGCGAUCGCUCCCGCCCGCCGGUUGCACGAGGCGGGCCUUGGGAAAAGCGGGUCGUUUCCGAGGCAGCGAGAGCUUACCGCUGGGCCCCCCCGCGGGCAGUAAAGGCGCUACCGGCAAAGGCC